AUGGCGGCGGUGUUGGAAGCCGGUUCUGUAGGUCACUUCGAGGAACUGCUCCAGAAGAGCGACAAAUCUCUGCUUGUAGUGCAUUUCUGGGCACCAUGGGCUCCUCAGUGCGCACAAAUGAACGACGUUCUGGCUGAACUGGCCAAGGUCCAACCUGAAGUCACAUUCGUAAAGCUUGAAGCAGAAGCCAUUCCUGAGGUGUCGGAGAAGUACGAGAUAACCUCCGUGCCAACCUUCUUGUUUUUCAAGAGUUCUCAGAAGAUUGACAGGCUAGAUGGGGCUCAUGCACCUGAGCUGACCAAGAGAGUCCAGCGCCAUGCAUCAAACACUGCUUUUCCCGCUACCCCCAACAGCACUCCCAAAGAGGACCUCAACGUCAGGCUUAAGAAGCUAAUCAAUGUGGCCCCAUGUAUGCUGUUCAUGAAAGGAUCUCCCCAGGAGCCCGAUGUGGAUUCAGCCGACAAAUCAUAGACAUCCUUAACAAGCAUAAGAUCCAAUUUAGCAGUUUUGAUAUAUUGUCUGAUGAGGAAGUGCGGCAAGGACUAAAGACCUUCUCCAACUGGCCCACUUAUCCCCAGUUGUAUGUCAAAGGAGAGCUAAUUGGAGGACUGGACAUUGUCAAGGAGAUGGAGGCAUCAGGGGAGCUAGAUACUACAUGUCCCAAGGCCCAGAAUCUGGAAGACAGGCUCAAAGCACUUAUCAACAAAGCUUCAGUAGUUCUUUUUAUGAAAGGCAGCAAGCAGGUGGCCAAAUGUGGAUUUAGCCGUCAGAUCCUUGAAAUCCUCAAUAACACGGGUGCAGAGUAUGACACUUUUGACAUUCUGGAUGAUGAAGAGGUUCGACAAGGAUUGAAAACAUACUCCAACUGGCCAACAUACCCACAACUCUAUGUAAAGGGAGAACUUGUUGGAGGAUUGGACAUUGUAAAGGAGUUGAAGGAAAGUGGAGAACUGGAUUCGGUGUUGAAAGGUGGACAAUAA
Messenger RNA from Staurois parvus, 980 nucleotides. The record is from the annotation of a GenBank genome assembly. NCBI's taxonomy places the organism in Eukaryota, Metazoa, Chordata, Amphibia, Anura, Ranidae.